AUGUUACGCAAGGCAGUAUUUGUAAUUCUUACUUUAACAGGCAUUCAAGCUUAUAAUCAAAAAGUCUGUAAGACUUGGUUCGACUAUUAUGUACGUCCGUUUUCAAAAAAUUGUUGGUAUGAAGCUGACGUGGGCAAAAAUAUUCCAGAAAUUUUGGAACAUCACUUUGGAGCGGGAGGAUAUGAGAACUAUUCGGUGACAACCCAAGAUGGUUAUAUUUUGGGCAUGUUUCGAAUUCUCAGGGAUAAUCCUAAGGGAAUUGUAAUUCUUCAGCAUCCUGUUAGUUCUGAUGGCAUUAUUUAUGUGUCUCAAGGCAAUGAAUCAACAGCAAUCACAUUUUGGAAUGAAGGUUAUGAGGUUUGGAUACCUAACAACAGGGGAACGUGGUAUUCAGAAAAACACGUAAAUUUAACAAUAAAUCAGUUUAAAUAUUGGGAUUUUACGUUUCACGAAAUCGGAAUGUACGAUUAUCCCGCAAUUUUCGAAAAAAUUUCUCAAGUAACUGGAAGUAAUGAUCUUGUAUUCAUCGGUCACUCAAUGGCAGUGUCAUCAUCAAUGGUUUAUGCCUCUUUGCAACCCGAACAUGCUAAAAAUCACAUAAAGAUACUGAUUCAAAUGGGUCCAAUUACGUAUUUCGAACACGUUAAAAGUCCUUUAAGUUACGUGGCGCCAUUAGCAAACAUUUUUCGGAAAUUCACCAACUUAAUACACAUCGGAGGAAUGUUUACGGCUCAUUCGUUCCUUGAAAAAGCAAAAAAUUUCCUAGCCUUCCUCCCAGUGGGUCAAAUUGGACUUUUCAUUAUUAAUUUGUUCUGCGGGUGGACUCCCCAUGAAUUUGACCCCAAAAUGUUCCCUUUGAUGACUGUGAUGCCAAGGGGUUUCUCUCUUGGAGUUUACUAUCAUUAUGCUCAAAUUGUCAAUGCAAAAGGCAGGUUCCAGAUGUGGAACUACGGUAAAAAGAAGAAUCGACUAGUGUAUCAAUCCGAACAACCUCCAGAAUAUCCAGUAGAAAAAAUACAAGUUCCCGUCUAUUUAAUGUCUAGUACUGGUGAUUCUUGUGCAACUACCGGAGACGCUGAUGUACUCUUCAACAAAUUGUCACCAAAAAGUAAAAUAUAUGGCCAGUACAAGACGACCGGACUUAACCACAUUGGUUACCAUUGGGGCAAAGACAGAAAUAAAGUCUACAAACAUAUGUUGGAACUAUUAAAUCAUAUACUAUAACAUAUAUGUAUAUGUAACAUAAAUAAUGAUUUAAUAUAAAUAAAAUUCAGUAUUAUUAGACAAUCAAAAAAA
Messenger RNA from Aethina tumida (small hive beetle), 1296 nucleotides. RefSeq names its product gastric triacylglycerol lipase-like. Gene Ontology annotation, biological process: lipid metabolic process. NCBI's taxonomy places the organism in Eukaryota, Metazoa, Arthropoda, Insecta, Coleoptera, Nitidulidae. The transcript is spliced from 7 exons. The record is from RefSeq and is a predicted model, not a curated record. The coding region runs from base 1 to 1224 and encodes 407 amino acids.